This is a messenger RNA of Halteromyces radiatus, 879 nucleotides long. RefSeq lists its product as uncharacterized. Lineage: Eukaryota; Fungi; Mucoromycota; Mucoromycetes; Mucorales; Cunninghamellaceae. Bases 1 to 879 code for a protein of 292 amino acids. The record is from RefSeq and is a predicted model, not a curated record. The transcript is spliced from 4 exons. Gene Ontology annotation, cellular component: plasma membrane.
AUGGAAGUUGGUAUUGGAAAAUAUGGUGGACUUCAACCUUCUUUUGCAAGAGUCGCUGAAAGUUCUGAAGACGAAAGAGGUUUUUAUGGGACUAUGAUGAAUGGUCUUGGUAAUUGUUUAGGUUUUCUUGGAUCUAUUCCUUGUUGUUUUUGUUUCCCAAAUCCAUAUAAACGCGUACAACAAGGUAGUAUUGGAGUGAUUACUCAAUUUGGACGAUUUCAACGUUUGGUAGAUCCUGGUCUAGUCAAAGUGAAUCCAGUGACAGAAAAGAUCAGAAAAUUAGAUAUUCGAAUCAAUAUUACAGAAAUUCCUCGACAAGAUAUCAUGACCAAAGAUAAUGUUAGUAUUUCUAUUGAAUCAGUAUUAUUUUGGCAUAUUGUGGAUCCUUAUGAAGCUCACUUUGGUGUUAGUGAUGUUCAAUUUGCUUUGGUAGAACGUGCAAGAACAAGUUUACGAGAUAUUUGUGGUAGUCACUUUUUACAAGACUUGAUUGAAAAUAGGGAUGCUAUUUCAGCCGAAAUCAAAGAAAUCAUUGAUCCUGUGGCUAAACAAUGGGGUGUCAAGAUUGAAGCAACUUUAGUCAAGGAUAUUACCUUCUCUCAACAAUUACAAGAAUCAUUGGCAUCAGCUGCUUUGGCUGUUCGACUUGGUGAAUCUCGAGUGAUUGCUUCAAAAGCAGAAGUAGAAGCUGCCAAACUUAUGCGUGAUGCUGCUGAUAUUAUGAACAGUCAAUCAGCCCAACAAAUUCGAUAUUUGGAUACCUUAGUGGCAAUGAGUCGUGCUGGUGAUGGUCCCAAAACUGUAUUUAUGCCAUUACCUGCUUCUGGUGCUGGUGGAGGUGGUGGUGUUGGUGGUGUACCUAGUGUAGUGAAAGAUUGA